UGAAUUUGAAAAAGUGGGGCCCCAGCAAGGGUUUUGGGAGGGAGACGGAAUGUUUAGUUUCCUCCAUUUCAACGGCCAUUUCUUUGCUUCAGUCUCCUUGUCCACCAUUUCCACUCCUCCAAAAUUUCUUGAGACAAGUAGUAGAAUAUCAUUUCCAUAAAAGAGAAGAGAUAAAAUGGUGGUGGGGAAGAAAUCAGCGUACGAGGAGACUAGGCAGAAGCGGCUGGAAGAGAACAAGAAAAGAAUGGAGGAACUCAAUCUCAACAAGCUUGCCCACGCUCUCCACACUCCCAAGCCUUCUCCAAUGAAGAAGGUAAAGCCGAAGCUGCCGUUGGAUCUCUCUUCGGUCCGGCGAUCUAGCCGCGUUGCAGUUAUGCCUCCCCGGAGCUACAAGGAAGUUGCUGUUGUUGAAGCAAUGGGGAAGCCAAGGAGCUACCAAAGAAGGGAUUUGCUAAACAGAGUGUAUGCCGGGGACGAAGAGAGGCAGUAUGCUAUACAAAGGGCCGAGGAUCUUCAAUCAAGUUUAGACCAAGAUAUCCCCACCUUUGUAAAGCCCAUGCUUCAAUCUCAUGUUACUGGUGGCUUCUGGCUGGGCCUCCCGAAACAUUUUAGCACGACGCACCUUCCAAGCCGUGAUGCAGCCAUCAAUCUAGUUGAUGAGAAUGAUCAAGUGUCUGAGACCAAGUACCUUGCUCUCAAAACGGGGCUCAGCGGUGGAUGGAGAGGUUUUGCUAUCGACCAUGAAUUAGUCGAUGGAGAUGCUCUUGUUUUCCAGUUAAUUGACCCAACCACUUUCAAGGUUUACAUCAUAAGGGUAAACGAACCGGGAGAUAGCAGCAACUAACCACCGACGCAGAUCUGAUGGUGUUUUUUUGUCAGUUCCUCCAAUUUGCUCUUGCUGACAAGGGGCGCAAGUUCAAUCUUCAUGAGCUUCUAGAAUGUUACAUCGCCAAAAUACUCGUGCAUAUUUUGGAGAGAGAAGCUGUUUUUGUUGUUUGUAGCUUGGAACUGAUUAGUUUGGAUGUUGCUACAUAUUCAGCAUGAAUAUAAUUUAUACAAAAAUUCAUGUAUCAGGAUGCUGACUUAAAGAGUGAAUUGGUUCAAAUGAAACA
Molecule: messenger RNA, 1112 nt
Organism: Salvia miltiorrhiza (redroot sage)
Lineage: Eukaryota; Viridiplantae; Streptophyta; Magnoliopsida; Lamiales; Lamiaceae
Product: B3 domain-containing protein At3g19184-like
Exons: 7
Coding region: 176-844 (222 amino acids)
Molecular function (GO): DNA binding
Source: RefSeq, a predicted model, not a curated record